AUGAUUUUUAAUAUAAAGAAUUCUAUAAUCGAUUUUAGCGGCUUAUUUCCCACAUAUAGUGAAGGUUUUAGUUGGGAAUAUUAUAAACAUAAUGGUCAAGUGUUUAAUAACUAUAUACACUUGUGGAGUGAUAUUUACAAAGAAUUGGGGGAUGAUGAUAGAUAUACAGAUUUCUCUAGAUUUUGCACAAUGCUUGCUAUAUAUUUAAAUCAUAUAAGAACAAAAAAUAUAAAGAACAUUCAAUCCUGCUGUAAAUAUUUUUAUUACAAACUAAAUAAAUAUAUAAUAGAGAAAUUUUCUCCUAAAUGUAUAAAUCCUUAUGACUGUUAUAAAAAAAUGGCAGCAAAAAGAGUACAAAAAUUGUACAUAAGUAUUUCUGAAAUAUGCUUGAAAUCUAUUAAUUAUCCCCAAGAUAUUGAUGAAAGUAUAUUUCCAAUAUUUGUAAAGGUAGAUAACCUGUAUAAUGCUUUCACCAAAUUGAAUACGGUCAAACCUCCAAGCAAAAGUAAUCUUGAUGAUUUUAGAUGGAGUAUGAAGCAAUUAGAAACUCAUCAAAAUGAGUAUAACGAGACUUUUAUAAAAUUUCUUGCAGAUGUUAACAAUUUAUUCAUAAAUUUUGUGAAGGGAUUAGAUAUUAUUGACUUGGGAGUAGAAGGUGUCUUAUGUUAUAUCAAAAUGGAAGAGAGAGAAAAAGGAAUAUUGAAAAUAAAACAGAGUAUGUCUGUUCAGGAUUCAGUUACAGAAACAGCAACAAAUGCAGAUACAUAUAAAGAUGAAGAUAUUGGUGUAGGUACUGGUAUGGGAAUAGGUUUUUUAUCAUUUUCAAUUUUAAUAAUUUAUACCCCUUAUUUUUCAUUUUUACAAACAAGAGUAAGGAAAUUAAGAAGAGUGAUGAAAAAAAAUAACAUAUGUAAUCUGGAUCUUAUGCAUGCAUCUAAUGUUGAAUACAAAAAUUCAAUUGAUGAUACAUAUAAAAUAGUAUAA
This is a messenger RNA of Plasmodium gonderi, 984 nucleotides long. Its product is annotated as variable surface protein. The record is from RefSeq and is a predicted model, not a curated record. Lineage: Eukaryota; Apicomplexa; Aconoidasida; Haemosporida; Plasmodiidae. The transcript is spliced from 3 exons. Bases 1 to 984 code for a protein of 327 amino acids.